UCCCAGGUGUCCUGUCUGCCAGACCCGCGGUAGCGCGAGACCCUCCACCUCUCGGCUCGGCCAGUUUUGCUAGGGCCGCCUUGCGAGCCGCAUCAAUUCUCAUCUUUUAGUAUCGCCAGGAUUCGGCGGCUGUGAAACUGGUUUCCGGUCGCUAAGGUCUCCAUGGAGACAACACUUUAACCACUUUCUCCCACUGUCUUUCCUCGACUCCACGUGGUUCAGAAAUCGCCCAGAGAAUGUUUGUGGGAGUCAGCCAGGAAGGUGUAGAGUGAAGCAGCGUUCUAAAGGGAAGCAAAAUCAAGAUACAGUGGCACCGCCUGUUAAUCUAACAAGUCACAGUGACUACUGUUAAUUCUAUUUAAAAUGGGUAUAAAGAAGAAGAAAGAAAUGCAGGUUGCUGCGUUGACCAUUUGUCAUCAGGACCUCGAAACUCUGAAAUCUUUUGCUGAUGUGGAAGGGAAAAAUCUAGCUUCUUUGCUGUUACAUUGUGUACAACUCACAGAUGGAGUGUCACAAAUCCAUUAUGUUAAACAGAUUGUGCCUUUACUGGAGAAAGUAGAUAAAAAUGGCGUGUGUGAUCCCACUAUUCAAAGUUGUUUGGAUGUUUUAGCAGGCAUUUAUCUUUCUUUGAGUCUAAAGAAUCCCUUGAAGAAAGUAUUGUCAAGCUCACUAAAUAGCCUACCUGAAUUUUUUCUGACUGCGGCUAUACACAGUUUUACUUCUCGUCUUCAGGAAGAAUUGAAUACUACUGACUUAUACUCUUAUAGGAAAGUAAUUGACAAUAUAUCUUCCUGUAUGGAGAACUUUAACUUGGGUAGAGCAAGUGUUAAUAAUCUGCUUAAAAAUGUGCUUCGUUUUCUGCAGAAGAGUUUAAUUGAAAUCCUGGAAGAAAAUAGAAAAUGUGCUGGAAAUCAUAUUAUUCAAACACAGUUAAUGAAUGACUUGCUGGUAGGCAUUAGAGUUUCAAUGGUGUUAGUACAGAAAGUACAGGAUUUCCAGGAAGAUCUUUGGAAGACUUCUAGUUCUCCCAUAUGGCAAAAUAUGUGUGGAUUGCUGAGUAUUUUUACCAAGUUUUUAAUUGAUGAUGAUCUAUUACAGACUAUACGGAGCACAUCUGGAUUAGCUGUUAUUCUUUUUAUUAAGACUAUGUUACACCCAUCUGAAAAGACUCCUCAUUUGAUUAGCAGUUUGCUGCUUCAUUCAGUGGACUGUACCAGCACCCCCGAGUGGUUUAUGAGCAGCUGCAGGAGCCUCUGUUGUGCUGAUGUCUCUGAGUCAGCUGUCUUAUUCCUGUGCCAGGGGACACUUGCCAUGUUGGACUGGCAGAAUGGGAGCAUGGGCCCAAAUGGGGAGGCCCUGCUCUUGGAUACUGCACAUGUUUUGUUCACCUUGAGUUCACAAAUUAAAGAGCCAACGCUGGAAAUGUUUCUGUCUAGAAUCUUGGCAUCCUGGACUAAUUCAGCUAUACAAGUUCUUGAAUCAAGUUCCCCAAGCCUAAGGGACAGCCUGAAUGGGAAUUCAAGUAUAGUUGGGAGACUUUUGGAAUAUGUCUAUACCCAUUGGGAACAUCCAUUGGAUGCUCUGAGACACCAAACCAAAAUCAUGUUCAGAAAUCUUCUCCAGAUGCACCAGCUCACUGUGGAAGGUGCAGAUUUGGUCCCUGAUCUUUUCUUUGUGGAAUUGACUGAGAGUCUUCUACGAUUGGAAUGGCAUAUUAAAGGAAAGUACACAUGCCUUGGUUGUUUGGUAGAGUGCAUAGGAAUUGAACAUAUUUUGGCUAUAGAUAAAACUAUUCCAUCUCAAAUCUUAGAGGUGAUGGGGGACCAGUCAUUGGUACCUUAUGCAAGUGACCUCUUGGAAACCAUGUUUAAAAAUCAUAAGAGUCAUUUGAAAUCUCAGACUGCUGAGAGUACUUGGAUUGACCAGUGGCAUGAGACUUGGGUUUCUCCUCUCCUUUUUAUACUGUGUGAAGGAAACUUGGAUCAAAAGUCUUACGUGAUUGAUUAUUACUUGCCAAAAUUAUUAAGUUACAGCCCCGAAAGCUUACAGUACAUGGUAAAGAUUCUUCAGACUUCUAUUGAUGCUAAAACUGGACAAGAGCAGUCUUUCCCAUCCUUAGGGUCUUGUAAUAGCAGGGGGGCUCUGGGGGCUUUGAUGGCAUGCCUGCGAAUAGCUAGAGCUCAUGGACAUCUUCAGUCUGCAGCUGAUACCUGGGAGAACCUCGUGUCUGGUGCAAGAAUAAAGCAAGGCUUAGUUCAUCACCAUUGCCAAGUAAGGAUAGAUACAUUAGGCUUGCUUUGUGAAAGUAAUCGAAGCACAGAAGUUGUUUCCGUGGAAGAAAUGCAGUGGAUUCAGUUCUUUAUUACAUAUAAUCUUAACAGCCAGUCUCCAGGAGUGCGGCAACAGAUCUGUUCUCUUCUUAAAAAGCUGUUUUGUAGGAUCCAGGAAAGUUCUCAGGUGCUUUAUAAAUUGGAGCAGAGUAAAUCCAAACAUGAACCACAGAAUGAGUUAACCAAACAGCACACUUCUGUUUCUUUACAGCAGUAUAAGAAUUUUAUGUCAUCCAUUUGCAAUAGUCUUUUUGAAGCAUUGUUUCCUGGAUCUUCCUACUCAACUAGAUUUUCAGCUUUAACCAUUUUAGGCUCAAUAGCGGAAGUUUUUCAUGUUCCAGAAGGUAGAAUUUAUACAGUAUAUCAGCUAAGCCAUGAUAUUGAUGUUGGUCGUUUCCAAACACUCAUGGAAUGUUUCACCAGCACUUUUGAAGACGUGAAAAUUUUAGCAUUUGAUCUUCUGAUGAAGUUAUCGGAAACAGCUGUACAUUUUCAGGAUUCAGAGAAACUGCAAGGCUUAUUUCAGGCAGCAUUGGAGCUCAGCACAAGCACCAAACCAUACGACUGUGUGACAGCUUCCUACCUGCUGAACUUCUUAAUCUGGCAGGAUGCUCUACCGUCAUCCUUGUCUGCCCACGUAACUCAGCUUGCUUGUGGUGAUGGAGAUAGGUCUGCUGCUGUGGUGGAAAGGAACACACUAAUGGUUAUCAAAUGCUUGAUGGAAAUUCUUGAGGAAGAAGUGUCUCAGGCUGAAAAUUCUCUGCUUCAGGCAGCAGCAUCAUUUCCAAUGUAUGGGCGAGUCCACUGUAUAACAGGAGCAUUGCAGAAGUUACCUAUAAACAGCCUGCAGUUGGUGGGUGAGUGGAAACCUGUGGUAGAGAGGCUCCUUUUGAUGUCCUACAGGCUUUCUGCUGUGGUGUCUCCAGUCAUUCAGAGCUCAUCGCCUGAAGGUCUCAUCCCAAUGGACACUGAUUCAGAGUCAGCAAACCGCUUACAGAUGAUUCUGAAUGAGAUUCAGCCACGAGAUACUAAUGAUUAUUUUAACCAAGCCAAAAUAUUGAAAGAAUGUAAUAACUUUGAUAUGGAGGACUUGAAUGCCAGCGUGCUGAAUAUUGAUACUUCUACAGAAAUCAAAGGUAAAGAAGAAAAAACAUGUGAUGUAACUGCUCAGAUGGUGCUGGUAUGUUGUUGGAGAAGUAUGAAGGAAGUUGCUUUACUUUUAGGCAUGUUGUGCCAGCUUCUGCCCAUGAGGUCUGUGCCAGAAUCUUCUGAUGGAUUAUUGACGGUAGAGCAGGUAAAAGAAAUAGGAGAUUACUUUAAACAAAACCUUUUACAGUCCAGGCACAGAGGAGCAUUUGAACUGGCUUAUACUGGUUUUGUGAAACUCACUGAGGUACUUAACAGGUGCCCAAAUGGGGAUCUGCAAAAGCUGCCGGAGCAGUGGCUAUGGAGUGUUUUAGAGGAAAUUAAAUGCAGUGAUCCUUCAUCUAAACUCUGUGCUACAAGGCGCAGUGCUGGAAUUCCUUUCUAUAUACAGGCACUGUUGGCAUCUGAACCAAAGAAAGGCAAAAUGGAUUUGUUGAAAAUAACAAUGAAAGAGUUAAUCUCUUUGGCUGGGCCUGCAGAUGACUUACAGAGCACAGUCCCCCAGGUUCAUGCUUUAAAUAUCCUUAGAGCGUUGUUCAGAGAUACACGCCUGGGAGAAAAUAUUAUUCCUUAUGUAGCUCAUGGAGCUAAGGCUGCAAUUCUGGGUUUUACAUCACCGGUCUGGGCAGUGCGAAAUUCAUCCACACUUCUCUUUAGUGCCUUGAUCACAAGAAUUUUUGGAGUUAAAAGGGGAAAGGAUGAACAUUCCAAAACAAAUAGAAUGACAGGCAGAGAGUUUUUCUCGCGUUUCCCAGAACUCUAUCCUUUUCUUCUCAAACAGUUGGAAACUGUAGCCAAUACAGUAGACAGUGAUACCAGAGAACCAAAUCGUCAUCCAAGCAUGUUUCUCUUACUUUUGGUGUUGGAGAGACUCUACCCUUCCCCGAUGGAUGGCACUUCUUCUGCUCUCAGCAUGGGACCUUUUGUUCCCUUCAUUAUGAGGUGUGGUCGCUCACCUGUCUACCACUCCCGUGAAAUGGCAGCUCGUGCCUUGGUCCCAUUUGUUAUGAUAGAUCAUAUUCCUAAUACCAUCCAAACUCUGUUGGCCACACUGCCCAGCUGCACUGACCAGUGUUUCCGGCAAAACCAUAUUCAUGGGACACUUCUCCAGGUUUUUCAUUUGUUGCAAGCCUACUCAGACUCCAAACACAGAACGAAUUCAGACUUCCAGCACGAACUGACUGACAUCACUCUUUGUACCAAAGCCAAACUCUGGCUGGCUAAGAGGCAAAAUCCAUGUUUGGUGACCAGAGCUGUAUAUAUUGAUAUUCUCUUCCUGUUGUCCUGCUGCCUCAACAAAUCUACAAAGGACAAACAGCCAGGAUUUUUAGGACCCUUAUGGAACCAAGUUCCUAGUGCCACUCCAAGAGAAUUUCUGGAGAAUCUUGGCUUCUGGGAGGAAGUCAGAGGGAUUAUCUCAGCAUCAGAGUUGAUAACAGGAUUUCCCAGUGCCUUCAAGGUGCCAGGCCUGCCCCAGUACCUCCAGAGCCUCACCAGAUUAGCCAUUGCUGCAGUGUGGGCCACAGCAGCCGAGAGUGGAGAGCGGGCGAGGGACGCCCCCAUCUCUUUCUCUCAGCUGUUAGAAUCUACCUUCCCUGAAGUGCGCUUAUUGACACUGGAAGCUCUCUUGGAAAAGUUCUUGUCGGCAGCCUCUGGACUCGGAGAGAAGGAACUGCCACCCUUGCUGUGCAACAUGGGAGAGAAAUUCUUAUUAUUGGCCAUGAAGGAGAGUCACCCAGAAUGCUUCUACAAGAUACUGAAAAUUCUCCACUGCAUGAACCCUAGUGAGUGGCUUCCCCAGACGAAGCACUGUGUCCAUCUGACCCCAAAGGAGUUCUUGAUCUGGACGAUGGAUAUUGCUUCCAAUGAAAGAUCUGAAAUACAGAGUGUAGCUCUGAGACUUGCCUCUAAAAUCAUUUCCCACCAUAUGCAGACAUGUGUGGAGAACAGGGAAUCGAUAUCUGCUGAGCUGAAACAGUGGGUUCAGCUGGUCAUCUUGUCCUGUGAAGACCAUCUCCCUACAGAGUCUAGGCUGGCCGCUGUUGAAGUCCUCACCAGCACUGCACCACUUUUCCUCACCAACCCCCGUCCUAUUCUUGAGUUGCAGGAUACACUUGCUCUCUGGAAGUGUGUCCUUACCCUUCUGCAGAGUGAGGAGCAAGCUGUUAGAGACGCAGCCACGGAAAUUGUGACAACUGCCAUGUCGCAAGAAAAUACCUGCCAGUCAACAGAGUUUGCCCUCUGCCAGGUGGAUGCCUCCAUCGCUCUGGACCUGGCCCUGGCUGUCCUGUGUGAUCUGCUCCAGCAGUGGGACCAGCUGGCUCCUGGACUGCCCAUCAUGCUGGGAUGGCUGCUGGGAGAGAGUGACGACCUCGUGGUCUGUGUGGAGAGCAUGCAUCAGGUGGAAGAAGACUACCUGUUUGAAAAAGAAGCAGUCAACUUUUGGGCUGAGACCCUGAUCUUUGUGAAAUACCUCUGCAAGCACCUCUUCUCUCUCCUUUCCACGUCUGGCUGGCGUCCCCCAAGCCCUGAGAUGCUCUGUCACCUUCAAAGGAUGGUGUCAGAGCAGUGCCGCCUCCUGUCUCAGCUCUUCAGAGAGCUUCCACCAGCUGCUGAGUUUGUGAAGACAGUGGAAUUCACAAGAAUGUGCAUUCAAAAGGAAAGGACUUUGGCUUGCUUGAGGCUGCUGGCCUUUCUGGAAGGAAAGGAAGGGGAAGACACACUAGUUCUCAGUGUUUUGGACUGUCCUGCAGAAGUGAGGCAGUUAACUCUUCCAAGAACAGAAGCAGCAUGUUGAAGAAAGAAAAUUGGGGGGAUUGGAUUGGGCGUAUGUGCGGAUUAUUCCUCCACUAAAUCUGCAGGAAACAUGUUGAACAUAAAUUGAAAAAUGCUAUCCCCUUCAUGUCUCCCCUACUUCUGUGAGUCCAGGUUUCUGUCACUUCUUACAGAGAAACUUUUCUUCAGCUCACUCAUUCAGGGCAGCCCACUUUAUUGCUACUGUAGGAAGUGAGGCAACUCAGGUGCAGAUUUACUCUGUCCCCAGCCCCUGCAGGCCUGAAUGAGCCUUUUUCAUCUCCCAGGCCUCUAAUGCCCUGCCAUAGCUGCCCUGCGUUCUCUGUGAAGGGACUACAUUUUAGCACACACAUGAUGCCUCCCCCCUCCCAUUUUCUGGCUCUAUUUAGGGGAUGGAUUAGUUGGCAAACAGCCCAUUUGGUCAGAUUUAUAAAUUUUGUUCCAUUUUAGCAAAGCAGAAAUAUGUUCCAAAUGUUGGAUCCUGGGAGAGUUCAGGAUCAACCUUAUACAAAUAAUUUAUUUUUAUUGUCUGCAUGUGUAAGUCCUGCAGUGACCUACACAUUCCAUCCUAAUUAUUAAAAGAGCCAUUGAGAGCUCCCCCAGCCCCCAAAAAGUAUGCUAAUGCUAGGAAACCUGAUUUUGCCACCCAGUGAAAUUCUAUCCAUGCUCUCAGCUGUGAGGAGGAGCCUGGGGAAAGGACAGCCAGAGAAAAUGACUUAUUCCAUGCCUACAUUGUUUGCUUAUCAUCUGCUUGGUGGCAGUAACAAGAUUCUCACUUAAGAUGCCAUUAAACACAUUUAUCCCUUGCAGUGAUAAUCUAGAAACCUUAAUGUUUCUGCCUUUUCAAGCCCAGCCCUGUCCUUUUGCUAACACACCCAGCAGGUGGCGCUCUUGCAUACGUUUUGCUGCUGGUCCAGUUUUUCAUUGGCUCACCAUUUUUAAUUUAUAAUUUCAGAAUAAGUGUUGCCCAGAAUAACUCAGAAUAAGUCAUCUUGAGAAUCACAGUUUGGAUGGGUCGUAGCCUCAUCCACAUUCAUUUUCCAUCCUACAGAUCUGAAAAAAACCAUUUCAAUCAUAGUAUAUAAAGUUGCUCCAGAUUUUAGAGUCUGUAAAAAUUUCCAAUACUCAGGUGAAUGAUCACAUAGAGUAAUUUCAUUGGUGUUUCAGAGUCUGAAGGAGCAGGUUAGAGAGAGUUACGAUCAUUUCCUACUGCAGAAAAGUUCAUAUUUCAAAUUAAUUCAUCUCUUUUUGAGAGAAAUACACCUAACACUAAAAACGCAGCUGUAAGCCAGGAA
Molecule: messenger RNA, 7564 nt
Organism: Sapajus apella (tufted capuchin)
Lineage: Eukaryota; Metazoa; Chordata; Mammalia; Primates; Cebidae
Gene: THADA
Product: THADA armadillo repeat containing
Exons: 40
Coding region: 364-6273 (1969 amino acids)
Biological process (GO): tRNA methylation
Cellular component (GO): cytosol
Source: RefSeq, a predicted model, not a curated record